Molecule: messenger RNA, 1461 nt
Organism: Galleria mellonella (greater wax moth)
Lineage: Eukaryota; Metazoa; Arthropoda; Insecta; Lepidoptera; Pyralidae
Gene: mRpS5
Product: 28S ribosomal protein S5, mitochondrial
Exons: 7
Coding region: 111-1397 (428 amino acids)
Biological process (GO): translation
Cellular component (GO): ribosome
Molecular function (GO): structural constituent of ribosome; RNA binding
Source: RefSeq, a predicted model, not a curated record
GUUCACAUAUAUUUCUAUUCUGUCUACUGUAAAAUGUAGCAGAUUACAUGUAUUAAAUAAAAUAAUAUUUGUUUUGUAAAUCUGAAUUUCAAAGCAAUCCAUAUUUAAAAAUGGCUUCAAAAUUGCUAGCCUUUAGAAGUAUGAUAUGUAAACCACUACCUAUGAUAGUCAAACAAACUUCGUUUCAACAUGUUCCCUAUAACCUAAAGUUCUUCAGCGUUUCGCCUGUAGCUUGUGUUAAUUUUUUUAAUAAAUUACCGGCUGAUAAGUUAUGGAAAUCUGUGACCUCAGUAAGUAAUGCAGGUGCGAAAAAAGGUCGUGGCAAAGGUGCCGGACGCAUUAGAAUACGCGAUCUGAACCGUGGUCAAAUGAUUGGUGUUGGAAAAAUUAAUAUGUUAUGGCCGGGCCUGUCGGCGCCUGUGAUCAGAGGCAGAGAAUUACUAAAACAGCAAAGACUACCUGAUGAUCCAGAAAGGAUGGAGAAGCUAAUCAAGCUAAGAGAUUCUAUGACAAAGUUUAGACGCCUUAAGCUUAGUCCUAUUGAAAGAGGAUGGUCUGGAUCUCGAAUGCCAGGUCGCAGUAUUGGACCGCCAGAUCCAGUGGGAGAAGAUGAAUUUACUGGUUUUGAUACAAAAGUUCUGCAACUGAGAUCCUUGCUGAUCAUGAAGGGGAGUCUAGGCCGUACUCGAAAUUACCAGGCAAUGGUAGUUACAGGGAAUGGGCAAGGUCUUGCUGGAUUUGGAUUUGGUAAGGCGAAGGAGGCACCCGCAGCAUUAAGAAAAGCAAAGAAUAGAGCUGGACAAAAAUUGAUGCAUUUUGAAAUCUACAAUGGUCAUACAAUUUUCCAUGACUUUUAUACUGGAUUUGGAAGAACAAAGAUUUUUGUACAAAUGAAAAAUGAAGGUUAUGGUUUGAAGUGUCAUAGAGCUAUUAGAGAAAUCUGCCAGGCAAUUGGUAUAAAGGACUUGAGGGCUAAAGUUGAAGGUUCCACUAACUUGCAACAUAUUGUCAAAGCAUUUUUCAUCGGAUUGUUGCAACAGAGAUCUCAUCAACAAUUGGCUGAAGAGAAAAAGCUUCAUCUGGUAGAAUACAGAGCUGAAAAUGAGCAUUAUCCUAAAGUGGUCGCCAGUCCCAGUGAGGUCAGAACCAAAGAACAGAUAUCUCAAAAUGAAACGUUAGAUUUUAUCCAAUAUGUAAUGAAUGACAAAGUCAUAUUAAGGAAAAAGAAGUUCCCACGCUUCUAUGAGACUAUGCCGCAUUAUGAUAUCUAUCUGAAGAAGUAUGAAAGGUACAGGAACCAUGAGAAAAUUCGAUUGAACCUGAAGGUGGAAUAUGGUGAAAUUAAGAGUUUCUUAACAGAUAAGUACCCCGAAGAACAAACGCAGUCAGAUGCGUAAUUGUAUAUUAGAUUCUAAUUAUUUAGAAUAAUGUAGUUGUAAAUAAAUACAGUUAUAAAUAAAA